AUGGAUCAUCGAUUGAUUGACUUCAUCACCUAUGCAUAUGACGAUGAGACGAAGACCAAGAUAUUACAAAACUAUGACCACAAGGAAACCUUGUUAGACGUCGACCUUUUUCAAGAACAUCUAAUGGUGCAACCAGUAUUAGCUGUGAUUAUCCUGUCGUUAACCCUCGUUUCUUUUAUGAUUUUGUUGUUUUCAAUUAUUUUUAUUGGAUGUAGAGCUCUAGGUAAAUGCGGAGCUAAACGUUAUCAGCCUCAUCCCACUAGCGGCAGACAUUAUUCUGCACAUCUUGUCGUAUUUCUAUGCAGCUGGUUCUUGAUGGCGACAGCAUCUUCAUAUUACGCGUACUGUGGAUUGCAUCUUUGGAACAUACGUCCUUCCGUAAUUCAAACGAGCACAUCUUCUGAACACCAGAAUGCUAUUCAAAAGCGCUCUCCUGUUGAGCAGAGUGUGUUUGAUCUUUUUGAUAAUCCCGAUUAUCAGGGAGAUUUCGAGCAGAUUGAAACAACUACAUCUUCAUUCGCAUUUGUAACAGAGAAAAUUGAGAAAGGUGUUCGUCCACGUUUCCCUCUACACAGACUCCCACGUGUUCAAGAUAGUUCCGAAGAUUCUCCGCCAGCCGUUGAACAGCUUCCAAUAUUCCCAAUAAACUUCACCUCGAGAGUUCCGUUAGCCUCAACUGUAAUUUCACCAAUUGAAAUACCCGCUCGUCCAAAAGCCGAACUUGACUUCAAGCGGUUACUAGAUGGUGAAAAGCUGGUUACAUCGAAUUAUGAGGAAGGGCGAGGAGAACACAUGAGUGGUGCUUUUGUGGGGGAUGGAAUUCCGCGUGCUCGGAACCUCAUAAGUUCAUCCAUGAAAAGACCCAUGUUCUCUUUAGGAACUCCUACAAUCAGACCAGAUGAAGUUUCCGCAGAAAUGAACCCCGAAGGAGUUAUCACUAGAACAUCUCUAGAAGAUGAUCCAACGCCAUUGUCCUCCGUCAAUACCAAACAAAGUUCAGCAGAGUCUUCAACAGUUAGUACGGAAGAAACCUUGUUCGAAACGGAGAAUAAUCGUUCGAGAGAAAUUCUACUAGAAACAGUUCAAACGCCGAACAGCCUUGCAGAAUUAAUAGAAACAACAACAGAUGUAACAUCAGAUGUGACAACUUCUGAAUUCUUAAUCCUUUCUAUGAACAACGAUGAGCCAGAAACAACAGAGAUCAGCCUAGAUUCAACAGUAACCACCACAGACUCGCAUGAAAACAGUGAAGAUAAUAAAAUAUCGGAAACAGCGGAAACAACAGUGCAGAGCUCUAUUUCAACAAAUAUUGUGACAUCAGCCGUGUCUGAAGAGAAUCGGAAUUUCACUACUUCGAACGUUCAAGAGAUAGUAACAGUUUCAAACGACAUCUCUGAUAACGUUCUCAACGAUGAGACUACGCCUGUUUCAUUACCAGAAAGCAGAGUAUCGGAGGAAGUUACGACGCUUGCAUCAUUUAGGUCAGACGAGGUUUUGUCGACGUCAAGGCCAGUAGAAGACUCUUCGAUUGUGACUGACUUAAAAUCCGAAACUUCGACCUCGUCAGUGGAUUUAUCAACUGGUGCUAUAGACAAGAAUCUGCUAAGUGUACUAACCGAGGAAACAACCAAUACCGAAGACGUAACUUCUAGAGCAACUGACCCAUCCGUAACUCUUGAUGAAUUAAAUUCAAAUCCCUUACCAACAACAACAACUACUACUGCAAAUGUGACAGACAGCGAAGUUACAAGCACUUCAAGAACCUCAGUUAUGACAGAAAGUACAGAGACACCAUCAACAACUGAUGAAACAACAACUGUUAAGAUUCAAGAGCUCUUUCUUGUAAAUUCAGAGAAUGAUCUUAGCGAGACUGUUUCUGCUGAUCCUGAACCCGAGGCACCUCAAGAGAUUGAAGAGAGGUUCGGGAACAAAACUGAAGAAAGAGAAGAAAGUGUAGAUGUCACAUCCACCCUUUCUCCAACAAUUACUGUUUUGAAUACAAAGUCUCAACCACGACGACCAACUACUGUUCAUACGUUUCCACACACUCCACUGGAUGAAAGUGAAAGAAGAAGCAUCACAGAAUUGCUCGCAUCGCCAAAUCUCCAUCCUUUUCGUUUUUUGAAUACAACGGCUGUUGUUUGGAUUCAUCGUAUAACUUUCACCAUUUUGUCGAUUUUAGUCCUUUUCAUCUUACCAUGCAGCUUGAUCUUGAUUCUGAUAGGCACGAUAUGUUACAUCAGAAGUUAUCAUCCUAUGGAUAGAACGAGAUUAUCUGAGAAAAUAGGACAGUUUACUGUACUUCUGGCUGUUCUCUUCCUCUUUUCCCUUCCAAUCUUCAUUCUCUAUAUAGCUAUGGUGCUAUCAUAUAAUCAUGUGUACAACUCCAUAUGCCCUGAUAUUCAACUACAGUACCAGCAUCAUCUUGGAUUACUGAUAGGGACAUCGUUUAAUACCCUAUCAAGCAACUCUCAUCGAUUGCUUGCUAAUACUGAGAACUGUUUCCGAUCGCAAGAGCCAAUCUUGGGUUUGUGGAUGUCAGCUGCUGUUUUUGUGCUUUCAGCCCUUCCAUUCGUGUUUUCUCUUUUCAAAUUAAGUAAAUACUACUUGCGUAUGAAAACUGAAUAUUAUUGGACAAUUGCUGAUUAUGGAACCAUAUAUGCUAAGAGAGCAUUGCAUACGGAUGCCAUUUAUGGAAAUAUUUACGGAACGUUGAGAUCAAAACGACCAACAUCGCGUCCUCCACCUGCUCCAAAUAACGAAAAUGCCAUUUAUGGUGAAUCACCUGUUUAUGGUACAUAUUCUGCUUUCGGUCAUAUAUGA
Auanema sp. JU1783 is the source of this 2823-nucleotide messenger RNA. The record is from the annotation of a GenBank genome assembly. Lineage: Eukaryota; Metazoa; Nematoda; Chromadorea; Rhabditida; Rhabditidae.